UGGAAAACUCAUGCUUUCAAACCAGUGUGGGGAUACUCACAAAUUAUUAAAGAAUGCGCCACUCUCUAUUGUUGCUGUCCGUCUAUGGCAGAGAUGGUCCCAUACUUGCAAGCCUAUUGUACUUGUCAAAACCUGUGAUCUUGCUCAGCUCAUGCUGUUGAGGAUGAUAACGAGGCCAACACUGAAAACAAACCUCAAACUGAUUCUCCCAUCUGUGAACAGAAGCAAGCUGAAAAAGUGAUCACCGAUAUUCAGCAAGAUAAGGAGAGCCUGAACUGAGUAGAUAAGACUGUAACUCAGAACAAAGACCACUCUCGGAUAAGCGAGAAUGCAGAAGAAGAAAGCAAAGUCCCUGCUGCCACAAGAAUCUUCAGCAACCGCAGAAGGCGUUCUUCAAGACUCGACAUCAGAGCCAGGCUCAUCAGACUCAGAACAAAGAUCCAGAAUGGGCGGGUCACUGGGUUUCAGAGCUCCAGAAAGAAGACCAGAGGAACUACUGACACAAACUUAGGAAGGAGGUCUCAGUACAUUGGAGUGUCCAAAAACAACGCCAACUGGCAAGCCCUCAUCAACCAAAGAAACACUAAGAAAUAUAUCGGAACUUUCACCGAUGAACUCGAAGCUGCCAGGACCUACGACCUGUACGCAAUG
Messenger RNA from Moneuplotes crassus, 651 nucleotides. NCBI's taxonomy places the organism in Eukaryota, Ciliophora, Spirotrichea, Euplotida, Euplotidae. The record is from the annotation of a GenBank genome assembly.